Molecule: messenger RNA, 2391 nt
Organism: Spathaspora passalidarum NRRL Y-27907
Lineage: Eukaryota; Fungi; Ascomycota; Pichiomycetes; Serinales; Debaryomycetaceae
Product: Cu/Pi carrier
Exons: 1
Coding region: 115-1119 (334 amino acids)
Biological process (GO): mitochondrial phosphate ion transmembrane transport
Cellular component (GO): mitochondrial inner membrane
Molecular function (GO): phosphate transmembrane transporter activity
Source: RefSeq, a predicted model, not a curated record
AUUCAAAGACUUGUUCUUAAGUUUAUUCAAUUCAUUUUCUUUUUAUAUUUUCAAUUCAAUUAUUAAUAGUUUACUAUUUCAAUUAUUAACAGUUUAUUUAAAUCAAAUCACAAUAUGGCAGGAAAUUUAGCUGAUGCAAUAACUCAACCCGUCAAUGACCAACUCAAAAAGAUAGCCGAAAAGUCCACUGGUGGAAGCGGUAGUAGUGGAAGCGCCAAUCCACCACAUAAGAUUCAAUUAUUCACCCCUGAAUAUUACGCAGCAUGUACGCUUGGAGGUAUCACUGCUUGUGGUCCAACCCACGCUGCCGUCACUCCCUUGGAUUUGGUGAAAUGUCGUCGUCAAGUGGACCCUCAUUUAUACAAAUCUAAUUUGCAAGGAUGGAAGUCAAUCUUGAAAACUAAAGGUGAUUCUAUCCUUACUGGUUUUGGUGCUACUUUUGUGGGGUACUCUUUCCAAGGGGCAGGUAAGUAUGGUUUCUACGAAUUCUUUAAGAAGACCUAUAGUGAUUUAGUUGGUCCUAAAUUUGCUAAUGACUAUAAGACUGGUGUAUAUUUAGCUGCUUCAGCAUCAGCUGAAUUCCUUGCUGAUAUUGCAUUAUGUCCUUGGGAAACAAUCAAAGUUAGAACUCAAACCACCAUUCCACCUUAUGCCAAGUCACUUACUGAAGGAUGGCUGAAAAUUGUUGCUGCUGAUGGUUACGGUGGAUUAUACAAGGGUUUAGUUCCAUUAUGGGGUAGACAAAUUCCAUAUACUAUGGUUAAGUUUGCCUCGUUUGAAAAUGUCGUGGCUGCAAUUUAUAGUUAUUGGGGAAAAUCAAGUUACACUAAUCUUGAAAAAACUGGAGUCUCAUUCCUUGCUGGUUACAUUGCUGGUAUUUUCUGUGCCAUUGUAUCUCACCCUGCUGACGUCAUGGUGUCUAAAGUUACUUCAGAAAGAAAGGCUGGAGAAGCAAUUGGUGAAACUCUUGGUAGAAUCUAUAAGCGUAUCGGAUUCGUAGGGUUAUGGAAUGGGUUACCAGUAAGAAUUGUUAUGAUUGGUACAUUAACUGGGUUCCAAUGGUUAAUCUACGACUCUUUCAAAGUGUACGUUGGUUUACCAACUACUGGUGGUCAUUAAGCUUUUAUGUUUAUUUCUUUGUAUAUGCUUUAAUAUAUAAUCCAAGAACUUUUAAUUCCAAACAUUCUUGAACAAAUCGUCGUCUAAUCCGUUGCUUGUAGUAGUUGUAGCUUUCCAUUGGUUGUUAUUGUAUGAACCUUGAGAAGAGUCCGACCAUUCGUUAUUCCAGGUUGAAUUUGCAGCAACCGGUACAGGUGGUUUCGUAUCUCUCAACGAUGUUUGGCUGAUAUUAGCUUGUGGUUGUACCUUGACAGUUGAAUUGAAUGAUAAUCCCGAUAAGGAAUUGUUUAAUGAGUUGACACUGGCAUUAUAAGGUUGGGUUCUUAAAUGAGGAGAAGGUUGAGGUGGAGGUUGUUGAAAUUGACCAACAAAGCUAGAUGAAGAUGAUGGAGAUGCAUAUAAUGAUAAAAUUGACUUCUUCAAGUCUGGUCUACCGCUUCCGGUACUACCACCAGUAGAUUGUGGUGAUUGGGUUAUUGUAGGUGGUGCUGGAGAUACAAUUGGGUUAAUUGGUUGUUUACCAUUAGUUGGAGGUUGUGGUAGAGGUUGUGAUUGUGGCUUAGGGGAAGGUGAUGAAGAAAAGUCACCAAAUUCUUCGUCUAAAAGGUUGACUGAAUUUGUAACAGCUUGCUUCUUUUGAGGCGCUGGUGCAGCAACUUCGGGUAAUUGAGCGGCACGGGGUGCUGCAUUCUCCUUCUUCACUUUCAUGGUCAAUGGAUCAGGUAUAUGGGUAGAAGCUGUCCAUUUCUUCAAUUCGUAUUUAGUUCUUAUGAAAUUCUCAAUCUUCAGAGAAUCUGGAAUAUAACCCUCAGGUAAUUUAGCUUCCCAAUAUAAAUUACACUUUUCAUUUCCCCAUUUAAUAACAUUUUCAAUUUGAUCAUCAGUCCAAGCAUCCAAAUCAACCGAUUUAACUUUUGAUAUGUGGGUCCCCAUACUUCUAUGAAUACCUGAGCAUCUAAUACAAACAAAACAACCUAAACUCCACGAUGCCCAUCUUGGAUUCUUGGAAACUUUACAAUCAGCACAUGUCUUAUUAGGUUCUUCCCUAAGAAGUUGUUUCAAUAUUUGUUUAUGUCUUUCCAGAUGCGUCUUUUUGGACGAGGGUAAGGCUGAAGCAGAUGAACGAUAACUCAUUUAUGUGAAUGAUUAAUUAGAACAAGGUCUAAAUAAACAAUAUAUUACAAUUUUCUAUAAGCUGUUUUCUCUAAUGAAGAUAUAACGCCCAAGGCACGUCGUCUUUUCUAGUAGGCUUACCUUAUGAAUCAAUAGUAU